UAAUUUCCUCUGUCAUGUCUGAGAAUGUGGGAGAUACACCAACUGUAUUUACAGCAUGAAAGGGAUUAGUCUUUAAAGACCUGUAGAGGUAAUUGUGUGCAUGUGGUGUGCACCUUAAUGUCAAUAUUAGGCUUUCAACCUUAAGCAGUGUUUACACUGAAGUAAAUCUACAGUGGGAAUAUGCUGGUUGUUGAUAUUUGAUUUUAUAGCGUCCGUGUCUCCUGUGUAGACUCUCUUAAAUCAUUAUAAUUGCUUUUUUUAUGUUGAAAAGAUAAUUUCAUAACCCAGGUAUUGGUUUGGCUGUAUCUAUAAAGCACUCUUCAUGUGUCAUCGACCACUCACAGCACUUUGCUGCCCUGCCCGAGGAAACGUCGGCACGCGUACUGGAGGAGCCGGGGAUGGAACCAUCGACCUUCUGGCAUGAGUGCACGGCGGCAGUGGGCCGCUCUCGGAUUGACAGAAGAGUCAUUGAGGAAGAAUGAUUCUGAUGAGAUCGAAAGGGGGGUAAAAGCAGACAGUCCCUGCGGAGCACUUCCGUCAUCUGUGCGAGGCUGUUUGGAAACAAGGCGGCAGGUUGUGUGUUUGGCCCUCACAGAAGUUUCACGUUCCAGGCCAUAACAGCCAGCAGUGACCCAGGAUCAGUGUCUCGCCACCUGGUUCCCCCCUGGUGGAGUGACUUGGAAGAGGGAGAGUGACACAGAGAGGCGUACCAGAAUAGAAGGGAAUGGUGACAGCACCUGCAGACGGACAGACUAGGACAGACGCCGGUUACAUCCGGGACACUUCCCUCCCCUUGGCGGAGAGAUCCAGACAUCACACCAGGAAGUGCCGCCCCAGUCGGGCGACCGCUCUCCACUGAGCAGCAGGCUCCACCUACUCCGCCCAAGUGGCUCCGCCUCCUCUGCUCAGGGAUUGCUGAGUCCCUGAGUCGACGCAUUGCAUUCUGGGAUAGUCUGGAACCCUCUAAAUGGGCUGCACCCCCCUCUGACAAACCAGGGGGGUCUGGAGGAGUUCUGUUGAAUGAGGUUUGUGCUGCGUGUGGGCAGGCUUGCCUUUGCAAGGAAAUGAUUCCGCAUGAAGUGCGACGCACUCGGCCCUCCGUCGUCCUCGGCGGCAGCAGCAGGUGUGAUGUCGUAACGGUCUCCCCCACCACACUGAACUCAACCUUCAGACACUAAAGGCCCCUGGACCGAACAGCACGCCCUACCCCUCCCCUUUAACGACCCCCCCAUAUCAUCGUCUCCAUCUUUAAUGCUUCUUCACCUGUUCCUCAGGGCCUGGAUUUUCUUCGUGAAAUAAUCAACGGCCUUGGCUGAACUGGACAGGAAGAAAAAGAGAAACAAGUUUAGGAAGGUUCAUUUAUAGCUAAUUAAAGUGAGAUUGAGGACAAAACAUCAAAAGUGGGGAAACGAGAAAGGCAAGUGAAAGAGAAAGUCAGUGAAAGGGGGCACAAAGGAUAAAGAAGAAGCUGAAGAAGUCCAAAAGUUGAGGAAAGAUAACGCAAGUAUAGUUGAGGGAGGAGAGGCGCAAUCAUGAAGUCCAACCAGGAACGCAGUAAUGAAUGUCUGCCCCCAAAGAAGAGGGAGCUCCCCUCAAGCACUUUACCCCCUGAAAACCGUUCAAUCACCAUGCCACCCGCCAGUGACAGUCAACGCACAGAGAACAUGGCCUGGCUUGCCAGUGUGGCUGGUGGGAAAGAGAGCAGUGUGGUCGGGCACCGCAGCUCCAGCCAGUCUGAUGGGCCCCUGUAUAAAUCCCUGUCCUCAACAUCAGACUCUUCAUCCUGCUCUUCGUCACUGAGGCUGGUCUCGUCUCUUCCUACAAUUUAUACAUCCCCCUUGUCACAAACAACAGUUGGCGGAACUGUCCACUACACCCAACUGCCUCCCAAUCUGCAAUUUAUAGCCUCACCUUACACUGCCCCAUACACAAGCUACAUCUCCCCUCAACUGCUCCCACCUCCUCCUCCACCUCCCCCCCUCUCCUCGUCCUCCUCUUUGGCCACUCAGAGACACUCACACACAGAGACAGCCUCUGCUCCUUUGCAGGCUUUCAAACAUGACCAGCACAGAGUGUCCUCUGGGCGGACCUCCAUGCCGCCGCCUUCUACAGACCCCGCCUUUCACCAUGUUCAGAUGUCAACUUCCCCGCGGACUGUUCCGUCGCCUCAUCACCAAGGCAGCAUUCACUUUUCUCCCCAGGCACUGCACCACCACCACCACCACCACACCAUGGGACAUGGAAUGUCCCAGGUUUUGGUGCAGUACACAGACGGCUCCACUAGAAAAGAGGAAGGUGGCUCCAGACCCAGAGAGCUCCACAAUGGAGAGCUCGAAAGGGGCCGGCGGUUUGGAGUACCCCAUGACUCCAUCCUCUCCAAGUCAGGAAGCAAAUCACGGGAUGCAACUCAUUCUUUGUCCUCAUAUGAGCCCCACCAGCUGGUUCUGCCAUCCGAUUACUCUGCUUAUGAUCCCUCAGGGCUGAGAACCUCUGUUAUGCUAAUGCCCAACAGCCAUGGAGACCACCACCUGGUACCACCCAGAGCCAGCCCUGAGAAGCUGACAACCUCUGCCCCCACACACCUGGAAAAAGGUGGCAUCAUCCUGGGCAAGCCUGUCAAUCGCACCUCCUCCUGCAACACCACGUCCUCGUUCACGUUUCCACCCCCUUUAAGAGUAGACAGUCUGAAAGCCGCUGUCAGCACGUUGCCACCCCAGACCGUUAUCCAGACCACCCACAGCGCUACAGAGGCACUUUCAAUGGGCCUCCCCUCCACCAGUAUCUAUCCCCAGCCACCUAUCAUUGGUUACAUCGCAGGGGGCAGUGGGAGCCAGCAUACGCCAAUCAGCUACCACACCAGCCUACAACAACACUUACUCAUUCCUGGUGCCCAACCAGUCAUUAUCCCGGUUAGCGGAGGGGGAGUCACCACAUUGGAACCCGUAACCUCCCAUGGGACAUCAUCUACCCAGGCCACAUCUUUUCCUAGUGCACUCCCACACACGUACAUUGCUGCCACUGCUCCCAAAGGAGAAACUCUGGAAACCUCAAGCGGCUCGUACCACCAGGCCGCUUCAGGUGCGGUGGUCCAAGCCCAGCUUCAUCUCCCCAUUGUACCCACGGCAACAGGGUUGGUUGCUUCUUCUGCUCCUCCUCCCCCGUCCAGUGCGGCAGUGCCUCCCUCACUCCCCCCAUAUUUCAUCAAGGGGUCCAUCAUCCAGCUGGCCGAUGGGGAGCUGAAACGCGUGGAGGAUCUGAAGACGGAGGACUUCAUCCAGAGUGCUGAGAUCAGCAGUGAGCUCAAGAUCGACUCGUCCACGGUGGAGCGCAUCGAAGGCAGCCACACCUCACCCAACGUUGCUGUGGUGCAGUUCUCUGUCGGUGAGCACCGUGCACAGGUGAGUGUGGAGGUCAUGGUGGAGUAUCCCUUCUUCGUCUUUGGCCAGGGCUGGUCUUCGUGCUGCCCGGACCGGACCACCCAGCUCCUGGAGCUGCCUUGCACCAAGCUUUCUGUCGGCGAUGUCUGUAUCUCACUCUCACUCAAGAACCUGAGGAACGGAUCUCUGAAGAAGACCCAGCCCCUGGAGCUGGCCAGCCCUGCCUGUGUCCCGGCCUCCUGCCACGGGCACCUCAAACCCCCCAGAGCUGCGUCAGACGCUCCCCAGAGCUGCAGUGGAGGAGGCUCCAGGCACGGCGAGCGGGAGAACGGCAUCAGCCAGCGGGGGUACGGUGGAAGUGGCAAUGGGAGCGCAGGCGGCACCAAUGUGGAAAACGGGGAUCUCGCGUUUAGGGAAAGAGGGUCCCUUUCUAAAGGUCAGGUCGCCAGCAUCGCAAAAGCUGGCUCCAGCAAGCCAUCGGCUGGCAGGAAGCGGAGGUGGUCGGCCCCUGAGGGUCGGAAAGUUGAAAAAUCGGAAGAGGAGCCGCCUCUGACCCUCCCCAAACCUUCCUUCAUCCCUCAUGAGGUGAAAGUCAGCAUCGAGGGAAGGUCGAAUAUUGGCAAGUGAAGGCUCACACACUGUUAAUAACCCCUGGGAUUUUGGAGACAAAAAAAAUCAUAAAAGGAUUCUUCAAAGAAAAAAAAAUCAUGAAUGCCCACGUUAAUGUUUCAUGUCUUGGUUUUUAAGUUUUUUGUUUUUCUUUUUUUCUUUCUGUACUGUAGAGGUUCAUUUACCCUACAUGGUAUCACCUUACAUUAAGUCCAUGCAGUUUAUAACACAUUUAUAUAGGUGGAUUCGCUGUCACACAAGCAACCAGUGCCGUUUUGGUGGUUUUCAUGAGAUUACUUAAGGUGAGAGAUAUGUGAAGUGUGCUAAAUGUUUGCCGGUGAUGUGUGGCACACCAGAGCAAUGCCUGAUGACUCCACUCGUCUAAAUGUCAAAAUUGAACUUGGGCACAGUUUCGACGACAGGGAUGUCACUGUCUUCAGCACUGCCGGCGAGGCGGCCUGGAUGGGAACUCGCUCCCACCGCCUCUUGCCACGCUAGUGGUCGUACACUGGACCACAGGAGAGAUAUUAUAUCAGCUGAUCCUGAGCAUGAUGAAGCCUAAAAGUUUUGAAUUGCUAAAUUCGAAUGGGGGUUGGGAAAGUUUCAUGUGUGAGGUCACAGUGUCAUCGUAAUGUGCCAGACCUGACCUGUGAUGUCAUCAAGUAGUGCCAGUGUGCUGCGCAACAGAGAGGGAACAGCACUUGCUCUGUUCAGUUCAGUGCCAGUGGAGCCUUUACUUUCAUCUCUACCAUUUUAGUUUUGAUUUUUAUCAUUUUAUUUUUACUUAGACCCCUCGUCUUCUAUCUCUGCAGUUAUUUGUUUUCAUUGAUUGUCAGAAACCUUAAUCAGGGGUCGGUUAGUACCAAAUUGAACCUGCGUGGGUCAUUUCUCAUACAUACGAGUUCAUACUUCACUUUGAGAGAAAAGUUAAGAGGAAGAAUGCAAACAAUCCUCAUGGUUUUUUGAUUAUCUACUCUCUUUUUAUUUUUAAGCAGAAAGGCUGUGUGGGAGGAACUGAGAGAAUCUGCAUGUCAGUUCCGAGAGGGUCAGGAUGAUUCAAAGCAUUUAACACACCUGUCACACUCACCAUACGGCCGGCAAAUUUUACUCUUUAUUACGCAGUACUGUAUGUUUUUAGAUUUUUUUAAAAAACAUCAUUUUUUUGUUUAGAGAAGGGUAGAAAGUAGCAACAGCACUUUGGAACGGUCAAGCUUUUUUGGAGAUGUGAAGGGGGCGUGGGAACGGAAGUGCCAAGGGACGCAUGACGGGUGUCGGAAUAAAAUUCCUGGCUAGUAGGAAGCAGGAAUACGGUGGCUUUCAGCAUGUGCGCUCUAGGAGCGAGCUGGCCACGCGGGAAAAAAAGUCAGGGAAAAGUGUUAGGAAUGUGUUGCAGAGCGUUUGAGAUAAUGGCAUAAAGAUUUACAAAAGGAAAAGGCUUUGAAAAUAUCCCGACGAUGUUCUGUACCAGACCGAGAGCAGCGAUUAGAAGCUCACGCCACAGAGUUCUGAAGGGUGUCAUAUAUUUGUAAUGUACGUGUGUGUGUAUGCUAGAGUGUGCGUGAUGCUGGUCCGUGUCUGUCCAUAUACACACACACACACACGCUUGCACAAACACAAAACAGUACAGAACAUCUCUGAAACUCAAUGGCUGACAAUAAUACUGUAUUUGUUGGCGCAUAUUGUCCCUACUGCGAAGACACAAGUGGACUGACGCUGGAUGAAUGCACAGUGUUCACUGUUCUGUGUAUGUGCGUGAGUGUGUGUAUGAGUAUACUGUGUAUAGGAAAAGGACAUACUCAUUUGAUAUAUAGUCAAUACUAAAUGUCCAGUGUUUCUACUUGGAGUCUUUUACUUAAGAGAAUAUUGCAAUUUGCACAUCAGGAGGAGGGAGUUUGGUGGAGACAUGAUGAUUUUUAUUAUUUUUUUGACGGCCCUGUCCUGAAAGGAGCCCCAGACCAUGCAACACACUGGAGGAAACCAGGGUUUUAGAUUUUUUUUUUCCUUUUUUUUUUUUGUUCCUCAACAGGCACUCAUAUAUCGCAUAUAUCAGAGGGAAAAGUUUCUGCACCGGCGCAGUCAAAUUAUCCAUUCGGGGUUUUGUAGCGAACACGGGUGUAGCUGCAAACCAGAAUUUGAACACGUGCCUGCCUACUGAAUUUGUUUAGAGAUGAACCGUGCCGUGUGUCUCUCGAGGAGACUCGCUCUCCCCUGCUGUUGAAACCGAGGCGUAGGGCUCAGUUCUGAACAACACGGCCUGUCCGUUCAAGCCAGCUGAAAUCCUAUUCUUUGCUAAGAUGUAGCAGUUACCUCGACAGAUGUGCCCGCGGGGUUCACCCACUAUUUAGAGGCCCCGUAAGCAACCGGGUCAGAGGUCGUCCGUAGUCCCGUUCAUUUUUGCUGAGUUUGACCUUUGAAGUGUAAUGUGAAGUUUGUAAAGACCCUUGAGCAGAUGGGUGAAAUUCAAAUAGACGGCAGGAAUGUUUUAUGUUUUAAUUCAAACAUUCGAGGAGAACGGCAGUUUUCUUGAAUGGAUCGGUGACGGUGGACACAUGGCAUAUGGAAUGGAUGGAAGUCACAUUCACCCUUUCACACACACACACACACACACAUUCAUACAGCACUGCUGUCACGCAUCAUUCAUGCACAUUCAGGAGCAAAGUGGGCGAGGACACCACACGGACUAGAGGAGCCGGGGGUCAAACCAUCGACCUUAGCCGCGAGCCGACACGUGUCCUGGGAUUCGUCAUUGUGCGAUCGCAGGGCUCCAUGUAACAGUAUAAGUGUUCCUCCGCCGCCGCAUGUAACGCCAGUUAGCUUAGCAUGUACCGGUUGCUGUUAAGGAUGUGGAGAAGUGCGAACUUCCCGCAGGCAUAUCUGUUGACUCUCCUACCCGGCCUCUGUGUGUAGGCAUCGUUUUAUGUCAGGGGUGUUUGUUUUCUUGGCAGUGUCGUGGAUGGCGGUCAUAUUUUCAUCCCACUGAUCAUCUUGAGCUGGAGGAUAAGUGUCCGUGUUGGGCGGCACUUGUUUCAGGUGGUGGGAGUUUUACCCGGGUGAUGGCAGGAUCGACGUGUGCGCCGACGGAUGAGAAACGGAUGGUAAUGGUGAGUGAAUGAGUGAGAACCCAUAUGUGUUUUGAAAAUGCUUUAUUUUAUUUUUAUUUUUUUAUAAUAGACAGGGUUUCUCAGAUUAACACCACCACAUUAGUGCUUUUUUUUUUCAUUUCUUCCUUUUCCUAUUGAAACAUCACAAUCGUCUGUUGUAGAUAUUGUAGCGCGUGCAAGCAUGCUUUGAAUUCUGUGUGCGAGUGUGUGUGUGUGUGUGUGUGCGCGGGGCUGUGUUUUGUAAAUGUACGUACUUGUCCUUGUUCUUCUUCUCUUUUCUCGUCCAAACCCCCUUCCCGACAAAUGAAAAGGCAAAACUGCAAAAUCCUAAAUAAACCUGCCGGCCACUCAAAGCAUCAAAACCUUCAGGUUCAAAACUAAAACAAAAGAGACAUUUUGAGCCAAAGCCAAGUGACGCUGUCGUUGCUUUGGCUACUUAAGAGCAAUAGUGUGACAAUAUUCAGCCACUCUCCUCUUGUGUGAGUGGAACACACACAUACCUGUACACACACACACACACACACACACACACACACAGAGUAAUUCCACUCAACCUCUCUGCAAUAAACAAUAAUAAUCUUCUAGCAUUACAACCAAAAAAUUCCUCCUUUCAGCCCAUCACGAAAACACAACUCUAUCAUGCCCCCCACUCAUCACCCAAGCUCUUUAGAAAUUGCAGUCGCAACACCAGUUGCCAGGUUUCAGGGAAGUGUCUCGUAUAUGCAGUAGCUGAACACAACCCACCCGUACCUCCGCUGUCCUCCGCUGGUCAGAGUCAUAAACUCUGUUCUCGCGCUGCAGGUGAGCAACAUGUCACCCCCCCCCUCCUCCCGCAGUGACCUCGUCAACCUUGUUUCAGGUACCCAGUCACAGCCAGCCAGCCUCACGAAGCACCGCCUCCCGGGGCACGGCGAUGGAAUAAGCCCUCGACAACCGUUAGCUACCUUUCAGCGCGGCGCCGGCCUCGGACCGCCCGCUCCCCUACGUGAGAGCAUCGUGUGUUGUUGACAUUCGGCCUCCUCGUCACCGCUAUAGCUCAUGCAGGUCAUAAUGUGUCUGCAUGCCCUAAUGAUAGAUGUUGAAACAAAGCAAUCGGACGUGUGGACGCAGAGGGGAACAAGCGCCUCGCAGCAACCUCUUUGUAAAGGGUUCGGUGUAGUUUUUAGUUUUGUUAAGAAAAAUCCCAGGUUUGACCUUUUGAUCCCCCUGACAUGUACCACGAUGUGCAAUACUUAUAUUUUUGUUUUCUUUUUUCCCCCCUAUGCUGUGCCAAGUGUAUGUAGCCUAGUCCUACUCCAGUGUCUCAUCCUUGUUGAUGGCUUGUGUAUUUUACUGUCUGCUGGUGCGCGUCUGUGUGUGUGUGCUUGUGUGUGUGUGUGUGUGUGCUCGUGUGUGUGUGCUCAUGUGUGCGUGCGUCACAUCUGUCAAACAUGUCGGGAUGUUUGUGAUCAGAAAACGAAAACCAAUGCAGAGUUUGUCCAUUCUUCUAUUUCCCUCUUGUCAUUGCGGCCUUCCUAAAUUUGAGUGUGUGAAAGACUGUUUCAUGUAUCUCCGAAUGUGUGUGCGUGUGUGCGUGUGUGUGUGCGUGUGUAGCGGAGUGUUUCCUCCUCUAACUGUGAGAUCAUAAACCCUGACCCUCGAUGGUUCACGGUGAGACCCACAGAGAAAAAAAAAGAAACCUCAUUGCUAGUGGGGACCACUUUUUUUUUUUGUAAAAAAGAAAGCAGUAGAAAAUAGAGAAAAAAGAAGAAAAAAAAACUACCAACCAACAGAGAUGCACAUGUAAGUAGAUGUAAAAGACUUGAUAAUGUUUCAGCACUUUCUAAUCCUAGGAUGGUCUCGGUCUAACCCCUCUGUCUCAGACCGACACCUUCCCCUAGGGGUAACAUUCAACAACAGACAGAGAAUGAGAGUGGGGGGAAAAGACGGGGGUGAAUAAGGUUGAAGAAAGAAAAAAAAACGAAGAAGAGAGGUGGCUCAGUUUAAGUUUUUGCACAUCACCUUGCCCUAACCUUGUGUCUGUCUGUCUGUGCUCCAUCUCACUUGGCGCCCGGCGCGUUCUUGGGUCCAACGGGCCGAGGUGUUAGGUGAUUUCCUUGGUUCUGUUUCUUUUAGGAAAACCUCUUGUCGCGGAAUGCAACCCCCUUCGUUUUGUUUGGAAUCUUUUUUCCACCCGAUUCACCGACCAGGCUGUGGCUGUUCCAAUUUCGGUUCAUUGUUUAUGUUCCACAUUUUUCGUUGUUUCUUUUUUUUAAUUCGGCCGACGUGUUUGUCAGGAGCUCAGCACAGCCUGGUUUGGUCGUGUGGUGUGAAAACGGUGCGUACAAACCUUUGCUCUUUCUUUUUCUUUUUUUUGUGCAUUAUCCUUGGUGCAGGAGCUUUUUGUGUGUGUGUGUGUGUGUGUGUGUGUUUUGGGUCUCCUUGUAGCACUCAACAUAAUGUCAGGGGACUUAAAACUAUGUAGAGAAUGUGUCAUUGUUGAGUGUUUAUGACAAGCUUCCUCACUGGAGGAACACUGCUAAUGUCUUUUUUUUUUUUUUUUUUAAUUGGCUUCUUGCACAACUUGACGAAUAAAAAUGAAUGUUGGUGUGUGAGCUUUGACUUUUUCGAUCUGAAAAAAAAAAGGCACGUGUGCUCUUUGUUUCUUGAUGUUUCUACUUUCAUUUUGCAAACAAAAAAAAAGGACGUGUUCUUGGCACUUUUGUCGUGUUUUAAAAAGUGAACAGAAUUCAAUCAGGAUUCCUUUUUUUUCAUUUCUUUCAUUCUAUUUUUUUUUCUUUCUUUCUUUUUUGUAUGAUGUCUCGUUAAAAUGUCCAUAGCGCUGGAUAACCAACUCAGGCAGAAAGAAAAGAAAAAAAAAAAAACACUUGUAGAGGCCCACUUAACCGUUUAGUUUGACCCCAAUCAAUUUACACGGUGGGCUGUUUGAUAGGGGUUAUAAGAUAUGUAAAUUUAUUACAUAUAAUUUGAUAUGAUUAACAAAGUUAACUAUGAAUUAUUAUUAUGAUAUUAUGUGUAUUAUGCUGGAGAUGGCUUGGUUUUCUCUUCAGUGUACUGGACGUCUUUAGUCCGCCUCUCUGUGCAAAGGCGACAAACACUUCAGCAGGGGACAGGCUGUACGCCUCGUGACCUCUGACCCUGCCAACUGCCACGGAGGGGGGCGGAGCUUAUCUGCCAGCUGUGGCUACAGUUGAGUCCUACCCCCCUAUUCUGAACACUCAGCCCUGGGGCUGGCGAACCAGUCUGUCGUCGCGUGUCUCUCUGCUGACCCGUCACACCGAGUACCGAACUGAGAUUUUGCGGCCGACGAGACGGCGGCAGAGAACCUGGAACAUCAGCGCGGACCUGCAUGGACAGGCUGGCUUUGCAAGGAGUGGGGGCUGCAGCAGUUCCCCGGCCAACUUGUUUGUACUAUAUUGUACUCACCAAGUCCCCGUGUCUCACAAAACCCCUUUUCCUCUAUAGCAAUGGAGAAACCCUGUUGGUGUAUGUAUUUGACAACUGUACAAAUGCACCUCUUUGAAAAAGAAAAAUGAAACCUUGACAUAUCUGGACUAAA
This is a messenger RNA of Scophthalmus maximus (turbot), 10646 nucleotides long. It is a transcript of the gene atxn1a, whose product is annotated as ataxin 1a. Gene Ontology annotation, biological process: negative regulation of transcription by RNA polymerase II; nervous system development. The transcript is spliced from 8 exons. Gene Ontology annotation, molecular function: RNA binding; protein binding. NCBI's taxonomy places the organism in Eukaryota, Metazoa, Chordata, Actinopteri, Pleuronectiformes, Scophthalmidae. The record is from RefSeq and is a predicted model, not a curated record. Bases 1533 to 4004 code for a protein of 823 amino acids. Gene Ontology annotation, cellular component: nucleus.